This is a messenger RNA of Rubroshorea leprosula, 522 nucleotides long. The record is from the annotation of a GenBank genome assembly. Lineage: Eukaryota; Viridiplantae; Streptophyta; Magnoliopsida; Malvales; Dipterocarpaceae.
GCCCUCCUUCUCCGGUGCUGCGUUGGUUUUGCUCGGAAGCCUUUGAGCUUCCGAGGUUUUGAUGCUUAAGCCGUUGGGCUUCUUGGCCGCUCAAGCAUGCUGGAGCCGUCCUGUGCUCCCUCCUCCAAUGAUUUUUCUGGUUUAUGUUUUUCAGAUCAGACGACCCUCGGCUCUAUCCUGCAGAUCUUGGGAGGUGCUCGUUGAUUUUUCAGAUUUGGCCACUGUCGAACUGGAUCUCUGUCGCAGCAUCUUGGAAAUCUCACGCCAUCCUCUCCGAAGUAGAUUGAAGGGUGUAUCAUGGCUGGAUCAAUCGACUUCAGGUUGCUUGAGUGACUUCACCUCCCUUCCUCCUAUGCAUCGGGCCUACUCUGCUUUGCUUCUCUAGUUUGUUCUUUUCUUUGUCUGUUAUCCUUAUCCUUUUGGAUAAGGUCUGGACGUAGAUGUUGUAUGACAGUUUCUCAAAUGCAUUGUUUAUUACCUUUUUCUCAAAAAAAAAAAAAAAAAUUAAGAGGUGGAAGAUUA